AUGCGAUAUCGCCCGAUUCAGCAGGCUGACGACGAGGACGACUGGCCUGGCGAGAACACCCCACUGAUGGGAGAAGUUGUGAUCGACGACGACGUGCAUUUAUUGCCCAACCAUAACACCAGCUCUGCCCAUCGGAGUCUCGUCAACCAGGUGCAAAAAAUGUUCAGGUGAGAGUUCACUUCUUUGGUUUGAUUUUAGGCUCAAGUUUUACGAGGUUGAGGUCGGUUUUUGCCGGGUUUGAGGCCUUAGAUUAUAAUAGAUAAGGCUAAAUGUCAAGGACCAUUUAAAUCGAUCAAUUUGUUGCUGAUCAGGUUAUUAAUGUUCGUAUCACCUGGUCAGCGCCAUUGCGAAUCUGUUGAGUAUAAUUUCCCCUUUAGAAACCUUUUUCAAAAUUCUUUAUGAGCAAUUUUCUAUAGCCAUCAAGUAUAAUACGGAAAUGCCGCCAAAUGACCUUGAAAAGUAGAUAAAAGCCGGGAGAAAGCAGUAGAAAGGUGAAACAGCUAAUUUAGCUUAAGAGGGCAUGUAAAUUAUUAAGUGAAAUUUUAUAAAUUCGCGGAAAAACAAGCGGGCAUCCUUUCCAAAACCUACUCUGACUUGUUCCUUUUACAAAAGCUGGGCGAUUUCGCGUGGCUUCACCCUCUAAUCCGAUUAUGGUACCUUCAGCAUAAAAGUUAUAAAAUUCUCGACAUUUUCGAAUCGAAAAUGGGGAAAAACAAGGUCUACAUUGUUAAUAAAACAACAUCGGAUUUCCGGAUGUAAGACAUAGAUUUUUUUUGUAUUUCGGGAUUUCCUAGAUGUCCUAAGGAUUAAGUUUUUAAACGGAUUUCAAAUCGCUGGAGAAACUUUUCUUUUCUACUAUAAUAUAGCGAAGAGAGGUGCUAGAAGAUGGAGAAACUGAAUGACUAAUGUCCGGAGUGUUUACAAAAGGUCGCUUGGAUAUUUAAACACCAUAGGAGAGGAAAUUUUUUGAAGGCUCCAAUAUUUUUUCGCUAAUUUUACCUUAUUUUAGGUGCUGUCUGAGCAUGUUCCAACGUCGGCGACCACUUCAUUCCCGAACAUUAAGGAUUGGUCAUGGUCCCGUGAACUCGCAUGGGCAUAGUUUUCCGCGAAAUGUUGUUUGCAAUCAGAAAUACAAUGUCUUUACGUUCGUUCCGUUGGUGCUCUUUCAACAGUUCAAAUUCUUCUUGAACUUGUAUUUUUUGCUAAUGGCUUGUUCGCAGUUUAUCCCGGCAAUUCAAAUUGGCGCUCCGAUCACUUAUUGGGGACCGUUGGUAAGUUUUUUUUCGUUGUUUGUUCGGUUUUUAGAGAAGAUGUUAUUUAUGAUGACCUAAAGUAAUAUCAGUCGAUUUGAAGUCCAAAAAAGGCAAUAUUGUUCUGGGUUUUAAUGUCAGAAGAUAUAAUAAGACUUUAUGAUGUCGUAUUUUAGGGAUUCGUAUUGACAAUAACACUGAUUCGUGAAGCUUUUGAUGAUUUCGUCCGGUUCCUUCGAGAUCGAGAGCUCAACUCGGAAAAGUAUGAAAAACUGACUAAAGAUGGACGAAUCGAAGUGGAAAGCGCGUAUGUUUCACUUUUCUUUUUUCGUUGAAUUUUUUAAUGCAUCCUAAAUUUAUUUUCAUUUGCUUUAUUUUAGUGACAUCGAGGUCGGAGACUUGAUUGUAAUCGAGAAAGAUCGUCGAAUCCCAGCCGAUGUGGUCUUGGUACGAACGACAGAGAAGAGUGGCGCUUGCUUCAUCCGAACUGACCAGCUUGAUGGGGAGACGGACUGGAAAUUGAGGAUUGCAAUGCCGUGCACUCAAAAUUUGAAUGACGAAAUGGUAAGAUUUUAAAUUUUUUUUUGUUUCACCUUUAGGACCUUACGUCAGCGAUGAAAAUGGAGUCUAAGCAAUGUUUAUUGUAGGAUAUACUCCAACAAAACUGUGUUGUGUACGCGGAAUUGCCUCAAAAAGACAUCCACACCUUCUUGGGCAACUACAAGAUCUACUUUGAAGACUGCUCUCAGGACGGAAGUUUGAGUGUGGAGAAUGUCCUCUGGGCCAAUACGGUCCUAGCUAGCGGCACUGCAAUUGGACUGGUCGUCUACACCGGCCAUGAAACGAGGUCUGUCAUGAACAACACCUUGCCCGAGAGCAAGGUCGGAUUGUUGGAUAUUGAAGUCAAUAACCUCACAAAGAUCCUGUUCACCUUUGUGAUCCUCUUGGCUGCCUCCAUGGUCGUGAUGAAGGGAGUAGACGCGAAUUGGUACCGAUAUCUGAUGAGAUUUGUCUUGUUGUUCUCUUAUAUCAUCCCCAUCUCGUUGCGAGUCAAUUUGGACAUGGCGAAAUUGUUUUAUUCCUGGCAAAUUGGAAGAGAUAAGAGAAUACCGGACACGGUUGUCAGGUCCAGCACCAUCCCAGAGGAAUUGGGAAGGAUUUCGUACCUACUUUCGGACAAGACCGGCACAUUAACCAUGAACCAAAUGAGAUUCAAAAAAAUCCAUCUGGGCACGGUCAGUUUCGGCUGCGAUGCCUUCAGCGAUGUCAGCACUCAUAUUGCGUCGGCAUACGCCGGGAAAUUGGCGAAGAACUCGUUUUCGGUGAAGUUGCAGACAGCCAUCGAAGCGAUCGCACUGUGUCACAAUGUCACCCCGAUCAUUGAAAAUGGCCAAUUAUCGUAUCAGGCCGCCAGUCCGGACGAGGUAGGAUUUUAGGAGGAGAUUUGGAGAACUUGGAUAGGAUUUGGAGGUUUAAUUAUAUUGUUUUAGGUUGCCCUGGUACAGUGGACGGAACAAGUGGGCGUUAAACUGGCGAAUCGUGAUCUGACCUCAAUGCAACUCUUACUGGACAAUGGGAAUACUAAGAGCUUCCAGAUCCUGCAUUUGUUCCCAUUCACAUCGGAAACCAAGAGAAUGGGAAUCAUUAUUAAGGUAAGGAGAUUAUCAUGUAUAAGGUCAAAAUUUGGAAGGUGGGAAUGGUGUUUUUGGGGUUGGAAUAUGUGGUGGGCAUGACAGAGUGUGUUGCAAAAUAUUUUUUGAAAAAUAUGUCAUGAUGACGGAUUUUUUGGAAAUUUUAUUUUUGGGUAAAAGAUGGGUAAUAUAAUUUAUAAGAGUUAUGAGAAGUUUUUGUAACUUUGUAUAUGAGUACUGUAGAGCAUAAGGAACAAGUUUGUAAUUGACUUUAAUUCUGUAGGACUACUGUAACAUGAUGAAUUUUUGGUUUUUGGAAAUUUUCAUAAUUUUUGAGAAAAAAAUUAAUUUUUAUAACGAAACUUGUAUUUCAGGACGAAACCACCGAUGAAAUCUCGUUUAUCAUGAAGGGAGCUGACACUGUUAUGUCUCAAAUGGUCAUGUACAACGACUGGCUGGACGAGGAAUGCUCAAAUAUGGCCAGAGAAGGUCUCAGAACUUUGGUGGUGGCCAAGAAGAUUUUGAGUCAAGAACAGCUAAAUGAAUUCGAAAAACAGUACCAUCAAGCCAAAUUGACCAUCAAAGAUCGGGCGGAAAACAUGGCCGCCGUCGUUCAGAAAUUGGAAACUGAUCUGCAUUUGUUGUGUCUGACUGGAGUCGAGGAUCGAUUACAGGUAAAAUUUGGUAUUAUUUUUGAAGGUUUGGGUCGAUAAAGUUGUGUGGAAUGAUAUGUUGGUGUUAGGUAAAGAUUGUUCUGGGUAAGAGUUGAUUUUUUGGGGGCUAUGGCAAGGGGUGACUAAAAGAUUUUUUGUGUUUUUUGAUGAGAUUUAUAUUUUUUAAGUACGGCUGUGGGUUGUAAAGAACGUUAGUGGAGAAGAGUGGUGAUUUCUGAAUGUGAGGACAAUGUUUUUCCUUUUUUGGGUCAUGUUUUCCCUUCGAAUGAAAAUUUGUCCGUGAAAGUCUAAAUUUUAUGGUUAAUUACUCACGUAGGAUCUGAAGAGUCUUAAAAGCACAUAAAAAACUUUUUAAAACGAAAAUUGGGAUUGAAUUCUGCAAAAAUUUCAGUUUUGGGUCAAGUUUUUCCCUUGGAAAUAGACUUUUCAAUUUGAUGCUGUAGGGCACUGAGAAGUUGAAAUAUAUAUCUUUUUCGGAUUUUUUAUUACUGAUUAGGUCUUUUAAAACAACUUUUGUUCAAAGUUUGAUCUAAAAUAUUUUUUGAAUACCUAAAAAGUUUCAAUUUUCAGGAUGAAGUAACGACCUCGUUGGAACUCCUAAGAAACGCCGGAAUCAAAGUCUGGAUGUUAACCGGAGACAAGUUGGAGACCGCGAUUUGUAUCGCGAAAUCCUCCGGACUCUUUUCCAAGUCCGAUAACAUCCAUGUUUUUGGCAAUGUGAAUGAUCGAAUCAAAGCCCACAACGAACUGAACGCCCUGAGAAAGAAGAACGAUGUCGCCUUGGUCAUGUCCGGCUCCGCAUUGAAUGUUUGCCUGCAGUACUACGAAGCCGAAGUCGCGGAAUUGGUCUGCAAUUGCUCGGCCGUCGUUUGUUGCCGUUGCUCGCCAGAACAGAAGGCGCAGAUUGUAAAUCUCCUGAAAAGGUACAGAAAACCGUUGAGGGUGGCGGCAAUCGGCGAUGGAGGCAACGACGUCUCGAUGAUUCAAGCUGCUCAUGCUGGAAUUGGAAUUGACGCACAUGAAGGUAGGUGGAGGUGAAAUAGGGUGGAAAAAGGUUGGAUAUUGGUGUUUGUUUGGGGAGAUUGAGGGCUAGAAAGUAAGAUUGGGAUUGCUGGAGGGAGAAAAAAUGAAUUGGAGGAAAGAAAAUUUGAUAAAAUUUGAAUUUUUGAACUUUUUUGAUAGCUGAAGGUAGGUGAAGAUAAAAUAUAGUGGAAAAGAUGGAUAUUGGUGUUUGUUUGGGGGAACUUAGGGCUAGAAAGUAAGAUUGGGACAAAUAGGGAGAGGCAGUGAAUUGGAGGAAAAAAAAUUUGAUAAAUUUUGAAUUUUUGAACUUUUUUGAUAUCUGAAGGUAGGUGAAGAUAAAAAUUUGUGGAAAAAAGAUUGAAAUGGGGAAUUGAAGGUAGAAUGAGGAGCAGAAUAGAAUGUUAGGGCUUACCGGAAUAAACUUAGGGACUGUUUAUUCGUGGUGUGAAAAAAUUUUUGAUUUGAAUUCUCGCCAAAUCCUGCUUUCGUUAUAAAGAUUGGUAAAGUUAUGAAAUUGAUAAGUCUGUUCAAGUUAGGAUUUGUAAGCCUAGUAAGACAUGUUUAAGCCCAUGGCCAAUUUUCUGGCCAUAUGACAUUUCCCAUGGCCAAUUUUUGCUCUUGGAAUGUAAAAAAAAUUUUUGUUUUCUUCUGUUUCCAAACUUGUUAAUCAUCUCAAUUGGAGUUCGUGCUUACUGCAACUGACCGUUUUUUUCCAGGAAAGCAAGCCUCCCUGGCCGCUGAUUUCUCCAUCACCCAGUUCAGCCACAUUUGCCGCUUACUGUUGGUUCAUGGACGAUUCUGCUACAAGAGAUCUUGCGCCUUAUCCCAAUUCGUCAUGCACAGAGGUCUGAUCAUCUCCACCAUGCAAGCCAUCUUCUCGUGUGUCUUUUAUUUCGCUUCGGUUUCGCUUUAUCAAGGAGUUUUGAUGGUCGCGUAAGUGUUUUGGUGAUUUUUGAGUGGAUUUAUGAUAAUUUGUAGUAGAUAUAGGGCUGAUAGGAAGAUAUGUAGCUAGAUUUUUAAUUUUGAAGAGUUCUGUAUUGGGAAAAUUUGAAUUUUCGCAAUUUUUGGCAUAAUGUUGCAGGUGUCGGAAAUUUUCGGGGUAAGGUCGCGAAGACUAAGGAAAUGAUGUAGUAAGUUUUCUAAAUCAAAAAUUUGAAAUUUGAAGCCAUAUGAAAGGGUUUUGAAGCCGCUUUUUAUAUUAUCCAUGGCAUUUUUUGAUGACUUUUGAAAAAAAGUUGAUAAAAGUUUAUACAAUUUGAUUUCAGAUAUUCCACAGCCUACACUAUGCUCCCAGUCUUCUCCCUGGUCGUGGAUCGCGAUGUCACCGCGGAAAAUGCACUAACAUAUCCGGAAUUAUAUAAGGAACUUGGCAAAGGAAGGUCCCUUUCGUAUAAAACCUUUUGCAUCUGGGUGCUAAUCAGCAUAUAUCAAGGUGGGAAUUGAGCUUCGUUUAGGAUGAACCAUCUUUUUAGGGUCUAUCAUCAUGUACGGAGCACUGGUGGCCUUCGAUUCGGACUUUAUCCAUGUGGUCUCGAUUUCGUUCUCGGCCCUGAUCGUCACCGAACUCAUCAUGGUCGCCAUGACGGUUCACACUUGGCACUGGGCCAUGCUGGUCGCACAGGCACUCUCCCUGGCCCUGUAUGGAGCGUCGUUGUUGAUUUUGGACAAGUUUUUCGACCGCCAGUUCGUCCUCUCCUGGGUGUUCAUAACCAAAACAACAGCUAUCACACUCAUCUCAUGUGCACCGCUAUACGUCAUCAAAUUCUUGAGGAGGAAAUUCUCACCUCCAUCAUACGCCAAAGUCAACUGA
Molecule: messenger RNA, 6388 nt
Organism: Bursaphelenchus xylophilus (pine wood nematode)
Lineage: Eukaryota; Metazoa; Nematoda; Chromadorea; Rhabditida; Aphelenchoididae
Source: the annotation of a GenBank genome assembly